GCCUGGCAAUGUCGCCGCUUGCCGGCUGCGCGCUCCUCUCAUGUGGAAGGUUGUGAGGAGCGAGGGGCUCUUCGCGCAGGUUUUGCAGCGCGGGUGAGGACGCGAAGGCGGCCAGAAACGGCGGCGGGGCCCUUUCGCUCCCCCACCUGUGCCCGUAAGGAAUUGGUAGCUCCACUGGCUGCUGGGUGGGCCCAGCACCCUUUUCGCCGCGCCCACCGGCGCUCAAGUGGAAGCGCGGGAGGUUCUUUGCCUUUGGCUGUGCGGGCAGGAUGGAGAUCCUUCCGUCGUCGGCCCCCUCUCGGGUUUUUCUCUUUUGCUAACGUGGUUCCUCCUCAGUGAGAAAUACCCGCCGGUGUUUCUGCGCCGCCACUGGAUGUGGGACGCUCGGAACCCGAUCCUGUGCAGCUUUACUUGGCAGUAAGCCCCGCUGUCCUGAACGAGACUUGGGCUCAGGGAAGCGUGCUUGCGCCACUUAGCGCCUCAAGCCUAUUCGGGGAGCGUAGUCCUUCCUUAGGCUAGAAUCUUGACCACCGUAAGUUUGAAGUGGCUUCUCUGCGAUUUGGGUGCUACCCAGGUCCCGUGAAAAUUCAAGACAGUUUUCCAAGAAGGAGCGACGGAGCGUGGCGUGGACCAUUUUGCUGACUUAGGUGGGUCUGCAUUAUUUUGGUUCAAGCUGACGUUCUGUGGAUCAGCCCAGCAAUAGGAAGUUGCCCGUGAGAAGAUUUAAGAUCUGGAACCCAGGAGCAUUUGAGGAUCUGCCGCAAUCCACAAAAGAUAUAGAUGAAUUCAACUUAAAAUCUAUAAGAUCAAUGGUUGGCAUCCUAAUUUUACUCACCUGGUAGAUGAUGUUCUUCCAAGUAUGUCAAGGAUUGGAGUAACUAUAUAGCCAGUUGUUGGAAUACUUUGGGGAAAGAGGCUCCUUUAAGGCAGAUGGUGUGAGACUGCUCUUGUGGACUGGAAUCCAGAAAUACUUCUCAUUUGACAGAGACGUGACUGCUGCCAUGGAUCAGAACAACAGUUUACCGCCCUAUGCCCAGGGCUUAGCAUCACCUCAGAGUGCCAUGACUCCAGGCAUCCCUAUAUUUAGUCCCAUGAUGCCUUACGGCACAGGACUCACACCCCAACCUGUUCAAAGCACCAACAGUUUAUCUAUUCUGGAAGAGCAGCAAAGGCAGCAACAGCAGCAGGUGGCAGCACAACAGUCCACAACACAACCAACACAAGUGGCAACUGGCCAAACACCACAGUUGUUUCACUCACAGACAGUUACCACAGCUCCUUUACCAGGAACCACACCUCUCUACCCUUCUCCUAUGACGCCCAUGACCCCUAUAACUCCAGCAACACCUGCUUCUGAAAGUUCUGGAAUUGUACCACAGCUACAGAAUAUUGUGUCUACAGUAAAUCUUGGUUGCAAACUUGACUUAAAAACUAUUGCCCUUCGUGCUCGAAAUGCUGAAUACAAUCCCAAGCGGUUUGCUGCUGUGAUUAUGAGAAUAAGAGAACCACGUACCACAGCGCUCAUAUUCAGCUCUGGGAAAAUGGUGUGUACAGGAGCUAAAAGUGAGGAACAGUCCAGGCUGGCUGCCAGAAAGUAUGCUAGAGUUGUGCAGAAGUUGGGCUUUCCAGCCAAAUUCUUGGAUUUUAAGAUUCAGAAUAUGGUGGGCAGCUGUGAUGUAAAAUUCCCUAUCAGGCUUGAAGGGUUGGUUCUUACUCACCAGCAGUUUAGCAGUUAUGAGCCAGAGUUGUUUCCUGGCUUAAUAUACAGAAUGAUCAAGCCAAGAAUUGUCUUGCUCAUAUUUGUUUCUGGGAAAGUAGUUUUAACAGGUGCAAAAGUCAGAGCUGAAAUUUAUGAAGCAUUUGAAAAUAUAUAUCCUAUUUUGAAAGGAUUUAAAAAAACAACGUAACAGUUCCCUAUGCUUAUUCAGGAAGUUGGGGCACAUUUUAAAAGGUAUUGAUUAUGGCAUAGCAGUAAAAGGAGAGAGACUUGAAAACUGCAUCAUCAGGACUUGGAAUACUUUCCAGUUAGUGCCUAUUUCCCUUAUCGUCAUAGGAAGGGAAGCUCUCAUUGUGUUAUGUCUAUACUGAACUACUGUGAGUUGUUUCAUCAAGCUCUCCUUGGAGAAACUGAGUUAUUUAUAUUUUUUAGCUUUUAAACUGUUUUACUGGGUAAUCUUUUUAUAUUGAAAUCCUAUGUUGGCAAGUUGUACUGUUAUUCAACACUUAAAACCAUUUCAGUUACAGUAUUGUUUCAACCAUGGAUUUUAUAACCAGAGAUGUUAAUUCUGUCUAACUUUCUUUUCACAUUCCCUGUUUCCAGUGUUCAGCAGGACAGAAGUUUGCUAAAUAAAAACAGAUGGCUGUAAAUAGUAAUCACUUUGAGAAGCAAUCUGUAUUCUAAAUAUAAUUAAUGCUGUUUAUGAAACUUGGUAAUUGAAUCUGAAUAGUAAGACCUGUGAUCCUUCUGGUUUGCUUUUGCUGCUGUUCUAAUGUGCUAAAUGCAUGCCUGUAGCUUAAAUGUAUUCAAUUGGUUUUUAUAAGAUUUUUCUUAACAAUCCAGUAUUAAAGCAAUGUGUUUUGCCA
Messenger RNA from Varanus komodoensis (Komodo dragon), 2583 nucleotides. It is a transcript of the gene TBP, whose product is annotated as TATA-box binding protein. Gene Ontology annotation, biological process: DNA-templated transcription initiation. Gene Ontology annotation, molecular function: DNA binding; RNA polymerase II general transcription initiation factor activity. The transcript is spliced from 8 exons. The record is from RefSeq and is a predicted model, not a curated record. NCBI's taxonomy places the organism in Eukaryota, Metazoa, Chordata, Lepidosauria, Squamata, Varanidae. Bases 1002 to 1907 code for a protein of 301 amino acids.